GUGGUCCCAUAAAUACCCCAAAACGCUCGUUUCACUGCCCACUUCUUCCGAUCCUUUCACUGUUAACCCUAACGAAACCCUAAUCCGCCUCCGAUCGGCCACGCUUUCGCUCCAAUCUUGCGCGCAGGCAUUCUUCCUUGUGAAUACACUAUGGAUGCUUCAGCCUCUAUUCCUGAUAGUGGCACUUAUGCAACCAGUGUUGCUGUUGAUGUUGAGCAGCCCGCUUCGUCUGCAGUUUAUGUCUCGGGUGGUGGCUCAGAUGCUGCUGAUGGGCAUCUGCCUAGCACAAAUUUGAGUGCUGCGUCACAAGAGUCAGCUCAUGUUGUGGCGCUUGAAUCCAAGCCUGAUGACACAGUUCCUGAUGUCAGUGAAAAUCCCGUACAUGAAAAUGCAAUGGAUGUGUCAGCGCAUGCAGUAGGCUAUGAAUCUGUUAACGGAGGUUCGAGUGAAAUGGCCGGUUACCAGUCCACUGCAGUUACUGAAAAUGGAAGUGUAGAAAAUGAAAUUGGUGGCCCUGUUGCUCAGGAGAAUUUUGAUGAUGUGCUCUCACCAGAGGAGGAAAGGUUAUGGAAUUUGGUGAGGGUUAAUUGUCUAGACUUCAAUUCGUGGACAGCCCUCAUUGAAGAAACGGAAAAAGUUGCUGAGAAUAACAUUGGGAAGAUUCGGAAAGUUUAUGAUGCAUUUUUAGUGGAAUUCCCCUUGUGUUUUGGCUAUUGGAAGAAGUAUGCUGAUCAUGAGGGACGUUUAGACAGUGUUGACAAGGUUAUUGAGGUGUAUGAACGCGCUGUCUUGGCGGUGACAUAUUCUGUGGACAUUUGGUUGCAUUAUUGUGUUUUUACAAUGUCAACAUAUGAAGAUCCAGAUGUUAUACGAAGGCUUUUUGAAAGAGGACUAGCAUAUGUUGGCACAGACUAUCUGUCAUACCCACUGUGGGAUGAGUACAUUAGGUAUGAAGAGUCACACCAGGCAUGGAGUAAUCUGGCACUAAUUUACACCAGAAUAUUGGAGCAUCCUAUACAACAGCUGGACCGCUAUUAUAACUGUUUUAAGGAUUUGGCUGCUAGUCAUCCAUUAUCUGAAAUUCUAACUCCUGAGGAAGCUACCAUGUUGUCUGCAUCUGUUGAGGCUGACACCAAAGGAGUGGAGGGCGAGGUUCGUCCUGAUGGUCUAGAUCAAUCUUCUAAACUUGUAAGUGCAGGUUUAACAGAAGCAGAGGAGUUGGAGAAGUAUAUUGCAAUUAGGGAAGAGAUGUAUAAAAAAGCUAAAGAGUUCGAUUCUAAGAUCGUUGAUUUUGAAACAGCUAUUAGACGGCCUUACUUUCAUGUCAGGCCUCUUGAUGAUCCAGAGCUUGAUAACUGGCACAACUAUCUGGAUUUUAUUGAAAGAGGAGAUGACUUUAACAAGGUUGUUAAGUUAUAUGAAAGAUGCCUAAUUGCCUGCGCCAGCUAUCCAGAAUAUUGGAUUCGGUAUGUCUUAUGCAUGGAAGCCAGUGGAAGCAUGGAGCUUGCAAAUAAUGCUCUUGCUCGCGCUACCCAAGUCUUUGUAAAGAGGCAACCAGAAAUUCAUCUUUUUGCUGCCAGAUUUAAGGAAUACAGCGGAGAUAUUGCUGGAGCCCGUGCAGAAUACCAGGUUGUUUACACUGAAAUUUCACCUUGUUACUUGGAGGCUAUUGUGAAGCAUGCAAAUAUGGAAUAUAGAUUGGGUUUUAAAGAAGCUGCUGCUGCUGUUUAUGAGGAAAUUAUUGCAGCAGAACAGGCAAAAGAACAUUCCCAAAUAUUGCCAAUGUUACUUGUGCAAUAUUCAAGAUUUUUAUUUCUGGUUGCUGGCAAUGCAGAAAAGGCAAGGGAAGUUCUGGCUGGAGCUCAUGAGAAUGUGCAACUAUCAAAACAUUUUCUUGAGGCUGUUAUCCAUCUGGAAUCAAUUCAGCCUUCACCAAAACGUGUUGAAUAUUUGGAUUCAUUAGUGGAAAAGUAUAUUGUUCCUAAUCCUGAGAGCCCUAGCCUGGCAAUCACCUCUGACAGAGAGGAGUUGUCUUCAAUAUAUUUGGAGUUUUUGGAUCUAUUUGGAGAUGCACAGUCAAUUAAAAAGGCUGAAAAUCGACACUCAAUGCUCUUUUUGCGGCAAAAGGGUUUGUCUGUGUCAAAAAAGCAUCAUGCAGAUGAUUUCCUCUCCUCAGAUAGGGCUAAAAUAGCUAAAACCUAUGCCAACGCAUCUUCACCAGGACAUUCUGGAGCUGGCGCCUAUCUGAAUGCCCAGACCCAGUGGCCUGCUGGUUAUGGACAAAAGGCUCAAGCUUGGCCCCAGACAUCACAGGCACAAGCACAGGGACAACAGUGGAAUCCUGCAUAUGCCCCACAGGCUGGAUAUAGUGCUUAUGGUGGCUACCCAAACUAUUCCCAUCCACAGAUGCCAGCUGCUGCAGCUCCCCAGGGUGCGGCAUACGGUGCUUAUCCAUCAACAUACCCAGCCCAGAUUUACCCUCAACAGAACUAUGCUCAGCCAGCUGCUGCAGCUUUUCCUCAGCCACCAGCAUCAGUUCCUCAACAACCAUAUUAUGGCACCUAUUACUGAGGUUUUGCAAAGUGAUGGCAGAGACAACAUUUUCAUUUUGUAUAUUAGGUAGCUUAUGAUCCAAGCAAUUACAUCCAUCGUGGUUAAACUGCUCUUGCACGACGGCGUGCAUCCUUCUUGCCCUUGUCUUCCUGGACAUUCCUUCAACUUUGUGCAUGUUUCCGAGUUAUCUUGCACCAAAUCCAUGCCUUUCUAACAUUUCGAUGAUGUUAUAUGUAACUUAGAAUCCUGGGAUUCUUUAUUCUUAGUUAGGACUAAUUUUUCGGUCUUGAGUUAUGGUGUUGCUCUGAAUUUGCAUUAAGUGAUGAAAUAUCUGCACUUAUUCUGCCGACUCUAUCCUUAUUUUGGCAGGUAUAUUUCCAGAAAAGCAAAAAUUGUAACACCAUUUAUAAGCAAGCCUCCAGGAAACCUUCAAUGUGCAUUCUAUUCUGCAUUAUUGAUGUGCGAAAUCUGGUUUUGAUGGAAA
Molecule: messenger RNA, 3037 nt
Organism: Dioscorea cayenensis subsp. rotundata (Guinea yam)
Lineage: Eukaryota; Viridiplantae; Streptophyta; Magnoliopsida; Dioscoreales; Dioscoreaceae
Product: pre-mRNA-processing factor 39
Exons: 15
Coding region: 151-2571 (806 amino acids)
Biological process (GO): mRNA 5'-splice site recognition; RNA processing
Cellular component (GO): U2-type prespliceosome; commitment complex; U1 snRNP
Molecular function (GO): protein binding
Source: RefSeq, a predicted model, not a curated record